AAUUAUGCGGGUCCAAGAUCUUUACAUGAAUACAUGUCAAAGGCAAAUGCGUAUGUUUGUUUUAUGCAAACAUUUGUUAAACAAAUCAUAUGGAGCGAUGUAUUUUUUAUGUAAUAAGUCGGCAAACGAGCAGACGGAUUACCUGAUGGUAAGCAAUCAACGCCGCCCAUGGACACCCGCAACGGAGGAGUUACGAGUGCGUUGCCGACCUUUUAGGGGAUAAGGGUUUCAGAUAUUUAAGGAUUGGGAAGGGAUGGGGUAGGGGGGUGAAUUGGGCCUCCUGUAACCUCACUCACACGGCGAAACACAACCCUGUGGU
Molecule: messenger RNA, 319 nt
Organism: Spodoptera exigua (beet armyworm)
Lineage: Eukaryota; Metazoa; Arthropoda; Insecta; Lepidoptera; Noctuidae
Source: the annotation of a GenBank genome assembly